Molecule: messenger RNA, 5555 nt
Organism: Oncorhynchus tshawytscha (Chinook salmon)
Lineage: Eukaryota; Metazoa; Chordata; Actinopteri; Salmoniformes; Salmonidae
Product: multiple epidermal growth factor-like domains protein 9
Exons: 6
Coding region: 1103-2863 (586 amino acids)
Biological process (GO): axon guidance
Cellular component (GO): basement membrane
Molecular function (GO): extracellular matrix structural constituent
Source: RefSeq, a predicted model, not a curated record
GGGAAACAUGGGGGAAAUUAUCAAAUAUAAUGCUGUGACCUCAUUCCCUCCCCUGUGACAAGUGCACUCUCCAUUCUUCAUCAUUGAUCUUAAACUAUGACAGAUUGGUGUAUAAAAGUUGACUAUGAUCUUACCCAGAAGCCUUUUGUCACUACUCCUAAAUUGGGCUUUGCAUGGUUAAUCAAGGCUAAAUGCCUGUCUUCCGUCUAUGAGCCAUACAGCAUUUACUGCGAUAAGGCCUCUGCAAAAGUCAAGGCGUUUAUACUUCUUGCCUUUGCAUAGCAGAGCUGUUGUCAAGGAUGUGAGUUUGUGUUUAUACUGGACCUCCCGCCUCCACCUACCGUCAACCAAUCAUGUCAAUGCAGAGCUAUAUGGAGCCCUCCGCAUUGUUACAGUAUUUGGGCAGUGCACAACGAUGCAGUACGGAGUUCAAUUUUGCCUCUGCCAGCUUCUGGAGGCUCCGCAAUUGCCUCACAUCCUCCAUACGGCGCCUUCGACCACACUUUCCAAUCAAGCAUAAAUUUGCUUUUAGGUGAAAUAUUUCCCAUAUAGAGUUUAGGUAGGAGUAGGUCCCGACCUUUGGUUUCGCUGAGUCGUCACCAGAUGGUGCUCUAGGUUCGCGUGUAAUGGACACUUCAAGUCAACUAUAUGUCAUGGAGUCAAUCAUGAAUAGGCUUUUAAUCUAUUUUGGCAAACUAAAUUUAUUCUUUACUAAAUCAACCAAAACCCGCGUUAUUUAUUCAUGUGAAUUGAUUAAUUACCAUGUUUUGCAGCAAAAAAAACCUGACAGAGUUCGCAGUCUCUAGGCCAGAGUAGACCACCCUGUGUUUAAAAAAUAAAAAUUGGGGAAACGUCUAGCUAGGCAUGUAAUAAAUUACAGAGACAUCUAAAAUGUACAACUCUUAAACAGGGCUCUUUGCAUUGGUUGGAGCGCUUGUCAAUCAUAUUGCCCAUUGUCUCGUUGGUGCGACGGAUAGUAGAACUCGAGCUGGUUGUAAGCGCGAGAAAGCAGUUGUGGCAGCAGAACCAGUGAUGGGUGCACUGAUCUCAAGUGCUGUUUAGUUGGAAUUGUUCAAACUUUUACGUGGGGAGUUGAAAUAACAUGAAGUGUGAACUUGGAACUAUGUUAAGGUCAACGAUGUUGGAAUUACUUUUGUUUUCAUUGACAGCUGGGUUAUAUCGUGCUGCACCGCGCGCCUCCAACAACAAUGAACUGUCUGUAUCAAAGCAACCUGCCAUGUCCGAAAUCACACUCGGGCAGCUCGGCACUACCAUGCCAAACUAUUUACCCGAGGACAAUGUGAGGUUGUCCACAAUUUCAGCGCUCUCCUCAGUUUCUACCGCGACCACAUCGGCAAACAGGAUUACAGGUAAAACCACUAAAUCUUCCCAAACAAACAAGUUGACCCGAACAGCAAAGACCACCAUAAGUGAGUCCAUAUCGGAGUCCUCAGAAAAAAACAAUGAUGGUACAGCUGACAUAACGCCGAUAAUUUACACAGGAAUAUUUCGAACUACAACACCAACUGCUUCGACAAUUUCUCCAUCGAGGACUCCCGAAACAAAGACACAUUCUUCGUCCACCUCUCAGCCUUUACCUGUCCCCACCACUGACACGCAACAAACUGAGUUCCUGUGUAACUGUAGCAGCGAGGGAUCUCUGGAUCUAGACCGCUGCGACCGCAGCACAGGGCAGUGUGUCUGCCUGUUGGGCUACAUGGGACUGCGGUGUGCUGACUGCCAGGAGGCCCACUUCAACAACGGCACCACCGGCUGCAUCCCCUGUAGCUGCGACUCCUACGGUGCUCUUGGACCCCUCUGCGACAGCUCUGGGAUGUGCGUGUGUAAGACAGGCGUAUACGGUGACAAGUGUGACGAUUGCCACCCAGGUUUCUUCCGGUUCAGCAGCACGGGUUGCCAGCCAUGCCAGUGCAAUAAUCACUCCAGCUACUGCCACCCACAAUCAGGCAUCUGCUUGAACUGCCAAGGGAACACCAAAGGACCCGGCUGUGAGGAAUGCAAGUAUAAUUUCUACCGGAGGCCCAGCGCUGCCCUUACUGAAGUCUGCGUCCCCUGCCCCUGCUCCAGCGUCACCUCUUCUGGCAGCUGCCACCUUGACCCCAGAGGACAAUCUGUGUGUGACCAGUGUAAGCCAGAGUACCAGGGGCCCCACUGUGACCAGUGCAAGGGCGGCUUCUACAAUGCGGACAGCAUCUGCCUUCCUUGCAACUGCAGCGGGAACGCCGACCCCGGGACCUCGCCCCGCAUCUGCAACCCUGAGACGGGUCACUGCCUGAGCUGCGUCAACAACACGUCGGGGAAACACUGCGAGCGUUGCACUGAAGGAUACGUGGGUAGUGCCGUCAUCCACAGCUGCAAAGCUAUAGUCACUCCCACCCCUGAGCAGAACACGACAACAACAACCACCACCACCACCACCCUGACCCUGCGCUCCACCACCACUACCCCCUCUAGUGGCCACACUAUGACUUCCACCUCCAACACCACCACCACAGCCUCCAGCACCACACCAGGUCUCCUUGCCAACACCACGGCCGCCAUCUCCGAGGUCUCCUGGACCCAGUUCAAUGUCAUCGUCCUCGCGGUGAUCAUCGUGGCAGUGGUGGUGCUGAUGGGUGUGGCGGGCGGUGUCUAUACCUACCGCGAGUACCGCAACCGCAAGCUGAACGCUCCGUUCUGGACCAUCGAACUUAAAGAGGAUAACAUCAGCAUCAGCAGCUACCACGACAGCCUGCCUAACAUGGGGGACGUGUCGGGCCUGCUGGAGGAAGAGGCCAGCAUGGAGGUGGCGCCCAACGGCCAGCUGGCGCUUAGCAGUCCCAUCAACAUGUACAAGGCGUGAUGAUGGGCCAUGGGCGGGGAUGCUUCUUCUUCUUUGGUGUUUUAACGGCGGUGUGCAAGCUAAUGUUUAUUGGUGUUACCGCAGCCAUCUGGACUAGUGUGGUAAAGACUCAUCCUCCGGGAAACUGUAUUCUGUCCCAUCUCUACCACACCCACCAACCCCACCCGUGGUGGUCACACCCACCAUGGAACUCUGACUGGGAGAGGCAGAGAGGGGGGAGGAAGGUCUCUGACUGGGAGAGGCAAAGAUGGGGGGGAGGUUUAUCAUCCAGUCCUCAGGAUUUUAAUAAUAAAUUAUCUGCUUGUUGCGGUUACUAAAAUGAGGAGGAGCUGGAAGGAUGGACUAACUACAGAAUCAGAAAUCGAGUGACUUCUGAGUCACCCAGACUGGGAGAAAACAACCUGAGUUUGAAUGGUUCAGAAGGGCCUGGGAGUUUGAAUGGUUCAGAAGGGCCUGGGAGUUUGAAUGGUUCAGAAGGGCCUGGGAGUUUGAAUGGUUCAGAAGGGCCUGGGAGUUUGAAUGGUUCAGAAGGGCCUGGGAGUCUUUGUGCCCUUCAUGAUUCAACCUUUGAGCCACAGGGAACCACAUUGACCUAGGAAGAGAGUGAAGGUGAGCAUGUGGAGGUCCGUGAAGGCUGAGUGUCCAGCCAGGCCUAUGAAACCAGUUAACUGAAGCCCACUCUGAAACGCUGCAUCACACAAUCAAAAACAUACUGUAUAUUGACAGUAUGUGCACCUCUUCAAAUACACAUCCUCAAACACUAUGUUUGCACAUAGAGUACUGCACACACAUGCACAAGCACUAAAUAAAACACACACACAUGCAGACCUUGUACCAUAAUAAAACACAUACACACAAAAUAAAGAGAGCGUGUAUUGUCCUGGUUGGUUUCAAUGGAGGAUAACUUGCUUCAAAAUUGUUUAUUUACAUUGUAUAAUGAGAGAGAAAAUGGACAAAGUUUUGCAGCGAUUAUGAUUCAUACAACACUGCUGUGGGGCCAUUUUGGUAUGUUUUGACACUAAAAUGAAACGAUUGCAGGGUUCUGGUACACUGUUAAGUCUAGGGCAUCUAUUUCACUUGGAGAAAACAAGAGGCUCCAUUUUAAACAAGUGUUUUUGUUUGUGUUAUUUGAUAAUUUAUUGCUUUCUGUUUUCCUCAAUAAGCUUUCUGCUAAUGUGUUGCACAGCCAGAUUUUAGCCAUGCAGAUGCCAGAAGGCCCAUUACAGAAAAUGUAUUGGUUUACAGCUGAAACUAAAGUUAAGGCAGGAGAAGUCAUUUUCAUGGUUUCUUAUUUUAUUCAUAAUAAUAAUAAUAAUGAACUGGAUUUGUGUAGCAAGUGCUCAAAUGGUUUUACUAUUAUCCACUACUUCCACCUGGAUGAUGACGCUCGAGUUCAGUAGGCAUGAAACAGAAGAAAAAGACUGAAACGUGGAGACACUACCUAGACUUGUUUUCGUUUUCUGUUUCAAAAUAUUUUACCACCCGUGUUACCUACUGAACAUGACCCAGCUGUCACAUUAGACAGAUGAGGAAGUGCACCAUACUAAUUAAGAAUCAGGGGGGAUUAUGUGGGCAUGAUUGUCUGAGGGCCUGACUGGGAAUUUAGUCAGGACAGCGGGGUUUAACAACACCCGUACUCUUGCUACUUUUUUGGAGCAUAGCUAGUAAUCCUUAUGGAAAAGGAUGAAACCAUUUAGCGGUGAAUUCAAAAGCAUGUGAAAAUAGGGAGGGCAGAGCUCUUUCCCAAUAAUUUUGAAUGCAACGCAAACUGGUUUGAAUUAUGAGAUUUGGGAGAACUAUUGUCACCAUACCAGGUUUCUUUGAAAUUGUAAUUACCUAACAAUUCCCAUGUGCACCGAGUGUACAAAACAUUAGGAACACCUUCCUAAUAUUGAGUUGAACCCUCUUUAGCUCAGAACAGCCUCAUUUAUUCAGUGCAUGGACUCUACAAGGUGUCCAAAGCGUUCCACAGGGAUGCUGUUCCAUGUUGACUCCAAUGCUUUCCACAGUUAUGUCAAGUUGGCUGGUAGUGGAUCUCUGCUCUGAAUAGCUCGUUCCAUCUCAUCCCACAGAUGCUCAAUUGGAUUUAGAUCUGGUGACUGGACAGGCCACUGUUGUUUGUGGAACCAUUCCUGGACAAUCCUAGCCUUGUAGCAUGGGUCAUUUUCCUGCUGAAAAAAUCCAUUCGCAGAUGGAUACACUGCUGCCAUGAAGGGAUGCACUCAGUGUAUAUCAAAUGUCUAGUUUCAGUUAUCAAUAAUGGUUCUUACCUUCCUUCAAGCUGCUCAACGGAUCUGAAGCUCUGAACCCCCCCAUUUCCCUGCAAUACAUUUCUCCCCAUCUUUCCACCUAGAGAUCAUGUGCUCUUACUCCCUCAGGUACUGUCCUGCUCAUUGUAUAUAUGAACAUGAUGUACAGAUUUGUUGUAAAUAAGAAGCUACUAUUGUAGAUAGGAGGGUGAAUUCUUUUCAGGAUUGGGAAAUUCUGGGCCUCUUCUCUGGGUUGUUUUGACAUCCAGGCAUAUUAGGGGUAUUCUCAACUCUGAUCUCUUCCCAUUGAAACGACAUACCAACCAUAAUUCUUCCAUAGAAGCAUAGGUGCUGAGAUUUACCAGAUGCCUUUUCUGUCCGAUACACCUUGUAAAUACCACAGCUAAUGUAACCUACCAAAAUUAAACUCUGUUUUUGUUUAA